Molecule: messenger RNA, 2476 nt
Organism: Harmonia axyridis
Lineage: Eukaryota; Metazoa; Arthropoda; Insecta; Coleoptera; Coccinellidae
Product: innexin inx7-like
Exons: 7
Coding region: 334-1533 (399 amino acids)
Biological process (GO): phototransduction
Cellular component (GO): plasma membrane; gap junction
Molecular function (GO): gap junction channel activity
Source: RefSeq, a predicted model, not a curated record
AAUGGGAUAAGUUGUAUUUUUCCAAUUUUGAAGUUUCAGUUUGAUUCGAAGCAUUGUGGUGAAAGUCUGUUCAAAUAUUGAAUUUCGACACAAAUAGUGUUACGGCUUAAUCUUGUAUAGACUGUAUUGUUCUGAAGUGAUAGACAAGUUUAUAUACACCUGCUUUGGGUUAAUGGAAAAAAGGUUUUCAUCCACAAUUACUUGCAUUUUUAUGUACUAGAAUAGCAUUAACAUUUCACCUUUGUAAGAACCAUGGACUGAAGUUUGUUGCACUUAUUCACUAACACCCUGUAUAUCUCGAAGGUAUACUCCAGAAACGGGUACUCUUGAGCUAUGACUGAUUUUUUGAAACCUUUCCUAGCUUUACGUACUAACAUAAAGCUCAGGACCUCUCCAGCACACAAUCAUAUAGAUAUCGACAACCUAAUAUUCAAGCUGCACUACAGACACACUGCCAUUCUGCUCUUUUUAUGUUCACUUUUGGUCACUUCUAGACAGUACAUUGGCGAACAUAUAAAAUGUAUUGUUGGAGGUAAACUCAAUCCCAGAGUAGUCAGUUCGUAUUGUUUUUUCACAUCAACAUUUACUCAAGUACAAUACACUGAACAGGAACUUGUGGAUAAUGGUACUGUGCCACAUCUGGGUGUUGGUCCAUAUGCAUUAGAAUCUCGAUCUCCUCUGAUUCAUCAUUCAUACUACCAAUGGGUGCCGUUCAUGUUGUUCGCUCAAGCCAUAAUGUUCAUCUUGACACAUCUAUUAUGGAAAAAAUGGGAAGGAGGAAAACUGAGGGCCCUCUUGGUUGGAAUUGAAAACGCCUCAUACUCUUUCGCCGAACAAGAAAUCAAAAGUGGAUGCGGUCCUAUUCCUUCAAUCGAAAAAAAAAAAGAAGGCAUCGAACUGAUAAAGACCAAAAUAAUAAAGAGCGACUAUGUUAGUAGAUUUUGGCCGUUAGGAUUGGUAAUUUGCGAAACGCUGAACGUCUUACACGUUUACUUCCAGAUGGCAUUAACAAACAAAUUCUUGGGUGGAAUUUUUUGGUCUCUUGGUCCAAACCUAAUGGACAGUUCAUUAACCAGUCAGACUCUAUUGGACACCAAUUUUCCCAAGGUGACAAAAUGCUCCUUCCAGAUGUAUGGACCUUCAGGCUCCAUCCAGAGACAUGACGUGCUCUGCGUGAUGGCCCUGAACGUGAUGAACGAGAAGAUCUACUCAGUGUUGUGGUUCUGGUUCGUCUUUCUCUUGACGAUCUCUACGCUCAACUUGGCCUGGAGACUUGCGACAUAUCUUUUGCACGGGCGCAGCUCAAAGUUCAACAGAUACGUCCUCUCUUCGGCUACUCCAGGAAAGUUGAACGCUCUGACAGAGGUGACCAUCACUGAUCAUCUGGUUUUCAAGGAUUGGCUCUUUCUAAGAUACUUGGGGAGAAAUAUUCACGGUUUGCUGUUCAAGCAAAUCAUAGAUGAACUUACCGAUGGUCUGCACCAAAAUAUUUCCGUCGAUAAUCCAGACGAGAUGUACAGAUUACGUCAGUAGUUUUAUCUACUUAAUGUAUUUAUUUUUAGUGGUUGUAUAUCUAUACUCUGUUCAUAAAUUAUGAAGAUUCAAACAAAUUGAUCUCGGAAAAAUGGAGAGUAACGAGGAAAGCAUCAGAAAUAAGCACUUUUCUGGGAAUAUGUGUACACAAAACGAAUUAUGGUCCGAAGGUACAGCAAAGCCCAGAUGAAAGAGCGAAUAAACGAAAUUAACCCAAUUCGAGGUAUUCAAGAUGGAUUCAGGAUGAACACACUCCUUGGUCUACUUGUCUUGGUCUACUUUGGUCGAGCAAAUGAUCGAAACUAUCCAUGUUAAUACUUAAGUAUUCCUUGAAUUUGACGAUAUACUCCGCUUUAUUCCUGCUUAACUAUUACUUCAUGUCAGCAAAUAAAAUAAAAUGAUAGAAACGUUCUAAGUGGAGACAAAAGUGAACAACUCUCCCUUAAUUUCUUGUUUCUCUCUUGAUACAUUCUUGUCCCCAGCUCGCACCUUUGCCCUUUCUUAGCGUUCUUUUGCCCAUCAUCAUCGUGCAUUUGACCUACAUAUUGAGACAAGCCUGCUUCUCAAUAUGCUCCUGACAUUAUAUUGGGAGAAAGACAAUUAUUUUUUUAGUUUCAUAGUUUUAUACAUAACAUUUAGUUUCAAAAGACAAAUUUCUACCGAUCCUAUUGAAAGGUUUCGAAUAUUAGUCGAAUUUUACAAUAAAUGAACAGAGUGUACAUUCAUCGAAAGGACGUUUUUUAAUCUAUUGAACCAAAAAAAGAGACAAAACUACUCAACUUCCGAUUUUUAGUUUAUGAAACUAUUUUGAGAGGUAUAAAAAAUGUAUUAAUAUGAUAUUAUUUAUUGUUUUGUUAUAUUUUAUAUAAGGAAAUUUUUUAUUCAAUUACUAUAUCACAAAAAUUAAGAAAUAAAAUUUCUGAGGAAAAGUUAUCAUUGAUAA